Petromyzon marinus (sea lamprey) is the source of this 2515-nucleotide messenger RNA. Its product is annotated as keratin, type I cytoskeletal 19-like. Gene Ontology annotation, cellular component: cytoskeleton. The record is from RefSeq and is a predicted model, not a curated record. Lineage: Eukaryota; Metazoa; Chordata; Hyperoartia; Petromyzontiformes; Petromyzontidae. Gene Ontology annotation, molecular function: structural molecule activity.
GGAGAUAAAUUAAUGCGAGGCAGGGCGAGCCAAUCGGAAGCCGGGGUUUGCUGGCCCACGUUCAACCCACAUGUGUGGCGCUCUAUAUAUAUCUGGCGAACGGAGCGUUUCACUGCACACCGGAACGUGUCCUGCAGCGUCUGAAGGCCCACCUCGAGGCCCUCCACACCUAUCGAAUUCACCGCGUCAAGCUCGAACACUCCGCCGGCGAGUUCCCAACUUCGCGAUAUCCCCAAAGUCGCAACACCGCUCUCUCUCUCUCGUUCUCCCGAGCUCCUCUCGACAUGUCAAGAGCGGCGAGCACGAUGUCCACGUCUCGCAAAUUUUCCAGCCACUCGCAGAGCGGCGGCGGCCGCAGCGUCGCCCGUAGCAGCGCGGCCAGCGUCUACGGCGGCGCCGGUGGCAUCGAGGUGCACUCGGGCGGCGUCUUCAUCUACGGCGCCGAGCCGAUGCUCGGCCCGGCCAAGGCGGCCUUCUCCUCGUCCUCCUUCUCCUCCAUGAGCCUCGGCAGGGGCGGAGGAGGAGGCGGAGGAGGAGCGGGAGGAGGAGGACUGCUGGGCGGCGACGAGAAGCUCGAGAUGCAGGACCUCAACACGCGCCUGGAGGAGUACAUGGAGAAGGUCCGCUACCUGGAGUCUGUCAACAAAGCCCUGGAGAUCAAGAUCAAGGAGUCCCGCGCCAGCAACAUCUCCACCACCAACUACGACCCCCUGCUCGUCAACAUCGAGGCUCUCAUUGAGCAGAUCACAGCUGCGAAGUUGGUGAACGCCCAGAUCUCCCUGGAGAUCGACAACGCCCGCCUGGCCGCCGAUGACUUCAGAACCAAGUGGGAGACGGAAAUUGUGCUGCGCCAGUCGGUGGAGGGCGACAUCGACAACCUGCGGGGCCUCAAGCUGGACUACGAGUCGGAGAGCGGACUGCUGCACUCCCAACUGCAGCUGCUCGCCGAGGAGCUCCUCUACCUCAAGAAGAACCACGCCGAGGAGAUAGCAGCACUGCGUGCGCAGUGCGGUGCCGAGAUGAGCGUGGAGGUGGACAGCACCCCGGGCGUCGAUCUCAGCAAGAUCAUUGCGCAGAUCCGAGCGCAGUACGAGGAGAUGAUCAGGAAGAACCAAGAGGAGGCCGAGGCUGCCUUCAAGAAGCAGGCGGAGAUGGUGAAGGCGACGGCGUCGCAGGGCCAGGCGGCCCUGAACACCGUCAAGAUGGAGAGCAAGGAGGCCCGGCAGUCACUCCAGACACUCAUGCUGGAGCUGGAGAUGCUGCGUAGCACGAACAAGUCUCUGGAAGAUGCGCUGGCCGACACGGAGAACCGCUAUGGCCACGAGCUGCAGCUGCUGCAGGCCCAGCUCCAGAAGCUGGAGGCCGAGAUCGCUCAGGUGCGGACGGGCGACAACGCGCAGCUGCAGGAAUACCAGACCCUGCUCAACGCCAAGAUGAAGCUCGAGAUGGAGAUCGCCACCUACAGGCGCCUGCUGGAGGGAGAGGACAACAGGCUGGGUGGAGCUGGUGGAGCCGGUGGAGCCGGUGGAGCCUUUGGCGCUGGUGGUGGAAGUGGUGGUGCUGGUGGAGCGUUUGGAAGCGGAUAUGGAGGAGGGUUUAGUUCAUCUCAGACUGUCUCUUCCUCCGCAAGCAAAUUCAAUGGCCAAGAUGAUGACGACGACGAUGAUGAUGACGGCGUUGAUGGCACCGUUGCUGGUGGUGUGGGGGUCAUGCAAAAGAGAAGUAAGAAGAAGAUUGUGAAGAUCAUCACGCAGACGAUCGUAGAUGGCAAGGUGGUCGAUCAGGAUGAGAAUGUCCAGGAAAGUGAGAUGGUUGAAUGAUGGGGACAUUCCACUCCUCCCACGUUGCUCCAUCAAAUACACAAUGGCCCCAAAGUUACUACCCGAACGACGACACCUCUAAUACAAGCACGUGUUCCAAGUCAUCACCGGUGUUCAUUCAUUGACCGGACCGCCCCCACCCUCCUCCUCCUCUCGGUGUCUUUGGGAAGCUGAGAUUAACUUAAGAGCUGGGAACUGGAGUUCAUAGAACUACACAUUAAGUUUGACUUCCAACAUGGUUCACUUCAUCAUCAGUACAUGUUUACGAAGGGAAAUUAAACACACUGAAAACCGAACUUAAAAUUGUUUUACAGUAAAAAUGAAACAAACUGCAGGCAAUUUCGGCUUCAAACUUAGUCAGUGCAUCAUAAACCACCGUUUGAAACUUUAAAAACCGCUCUUUGAAAAAGCGAUGGGAAAUUUAAAAUUGUCAUCGCCAGGGAGAUGUUUUAACAUCUUAGCAGUGCAUGACCCAGAGACUGGCCGAUUAUAUUUCAAUAUGGGAACCCACCUCAGCAGUACCCUUCAAUGUACUACUAUAAUGAGCCAAGAAUGUCUGUGUGUCCCGCGCGUGACGUCACUCCACGUCGACCAGCCCCCCUCAUUAAUAAUCAUGAACAGGUUACAUCCUCUACAUGGACCCCCCCCCCCCCUCCAUUAAUAAUAAUUAGCGGGUGAUGUCACUCUACAUGGGG